This is a messenger RNA of Coffea eugenioides, 2609 nucleotides long. Its product is annotated as protein TRANSPORT INHIBITOR RESPONSE 1-like. NCBI's taxonomy places the organism in Eukaryota, Viridiplantae, Streptophyta, Magnoliopsida, Gentianales, Rubiaceae. Gene Ontology annotation, molecular function: protein binding. Gene Ontology annotation, cellular component: SCF ubiquitin ligase complex. The record is from RefSeq and is a predicted model, not a curated record. The coding region runs from base 154 to 1938 and encodes 594 amino acids. The transcript has 5 exons. Gene Ontology annotation, biological process: SCF-dependent proteasomal ubiquitin-dependent protein catabolic process.
UCCACUUCUUACUUGUAUAAAAAAUUAUACUUGCAUUGAUUUCAUAGCUGUCAACUUAUAGCAUAAUAUGUGUGUGUAGUUUUUUUGGGCCUUUUUCUUUUUGUUCUACUGUUUCUCUUCUUCUGAUUUCUGAGGUAGUCUUGAGUAGUUGUAAUGAACCAGCUGUGGAAAAUGGAUCCGAAUAUAAAGAAAACCAAGAACUCAGCAGAUUCGGCGAACUACCCUGAGGCAAUUCAGUCACCAUCCCAAUUUCCAGAUGAGGUCUUAGAGAAAGUCCUCUCUAUGCUGCACUCCCACAAGGAUAGAAGCUCAGUUUCCCUCGUCUGCAAAGAUUGGUACAAUGCUGAGCGUUGGAGUCGGACCAAAAUAUUUAUAGGCAACUGCUAUUCUGUCUCUCCUGAGAUUGUUGCCAGAAGAUUUCCAAGAAUUAAGAGUGUGACUCUCAAGGGAAAGCCUAGAUUUUCGGAUUUCAAUUUGGUUCCACAGAAUUGGGGUGCUAAUAUUCAUGAUUGGCUUGUUAUGUUUGCGAAAGUUUAUCCCCUUUUGGAGGAGUUGAGACUAAAAAGAAUGACUGUGAGUGAUGAGAGCUUGGAGUUCUUGGCUAUGUCAUUCCCUGGGUUUAAAGCACUCUCAUUGCUUAGUUGUGAUGGUUUUAGUACUGAUGGGCUCAAAUCAAUCGCUACUCAUUGCAAGAAACUAACUGAGCUGGACAUACAGGAGAAUGGGAUCGAUGAUGUUAGUGGAAGUUGGCUAAGUGCCUUUCCUGAUAACUUCACAUCACUGGAAAUACUGAACUUUGCCAGCCUGAACAGCGAGGUCAGUUUUGAUGCCCUUGAGAGACUUGUCAGUAGGUGCAAAUCUUUAAAGGUCUUGAAGGUCAAUAAAGGCACUGGCUUAGACCAGUUACAGCGCCUACUUGUGCGGGCACCUCAGCUUAUGGAGCUUGGUACUGGUUCUUUCCAGCAAGAACUCAUGUUUCGCCAUUGUAUGGAGCUUGAGAAUGCAUUCAGAAACUGUAAAAACCUGCAAAUCCUCGCUGGAUUAUGGGAUGCCUCUUACGUCUAUCUCCAUGUUCUAUAUCCAGCUUGUUCCAGUCUGACUUUCUUGAAUUUGAGCUAUGCAACCCUUCGUAGUGAUGAAUUCACGAAGUUAAUUGCUCACUGCCCUAACCUGCGGUGCCUCUGGGUUCUUGAUACUGUUGAAGACAAGGGACUAGAAGCUGUAGGAUCCUGCUGUCCCUUGCUUGAAGAAAUCAGGGUCUUCCCUGCACAUCCUUUUGAUCAAGAUAUCAACCAUGGCGUGACUGAGUCAGGUUUUCUGGCUGUUUCUCAUGGGUGCCGCAAACUCCACUAUGUUCUCUACUUUUGUCAGCAGAUGACUAAUGCUGCAGUUGCAACUAUAGUGCAGAACUGCCCUGAUUUUACCCAUUUUCGUCUCUGCAUAAUGAAUCCAGGCCAGCCAGAUUACCUGACAGAUGAACCCAUGGAUGAGGCUUUUGGUGCUGUGGUAAAGACUUGCACUAAGCUUCAGCGGCUUGCAGUUUCAGGCCUCUUAACUGACCUGACAUUUGAAUACAUUGGGAAGUACGCUAAGAAUCUUGAGACUCUCUCGGUGGCUUUUGCUGGCCGCAGUGAUUGGGGUAUGCAGUGUGUGCUUGGUGGUUGUCCAAAGCUGAGGAAGCUUGAAAUUAGAGAUUGCCCAUUUGGAAAUGCUGCACUACUGUCUGGGUUGAAGAAAUAUGAAUCAAUGCGUUCGCUCUGGAUGUCAGCAUGCAAUGUAACAAUGAAUGGUUGUCGUUUACUUGCAAAGGAGAUGCCAAGAUUGAAUGUAGAGGUCAUGAAAGACGAGGAAGAUGAUAGCCAUGUGGACAAAGUUUAUGUAUAUCGUUCUGUAGCUGGGCCAAGAAGGGACGCCCCACCAUUUGUUCUUACCCUGUGAGAUUCUAAGGGUUUAUGCAGGUUUACGAUGAAUAACUCCCUAGCAGUCUUCCAGCUGGGAUCUGAUUAUUGAAUGAAUGUUAUAGUAGUGGUAAAGAAACUAAAAAAGUCCUAGUUCUUGACUGAUGGCUCUUUCAAGUAUAUUAUCUGUUCGCUUUGCAUGGAGGAGCGGGAUAACAACAAAAGGCAAGGAUUGUAAGGCCCUCCUGCUUCAAUUGCUGUGGAGUUGGUUGUACUUGCAUCUGAUGACUGAAGAAUCAUCAUAUAUGCAAGCGCUCCAGCUAUCAAGAAAUGCAAUCGACUGAGAAAAAUGCCUUGCCUCUAGAGAGAUAGAUAUAUAAGGUGAAUUCCAAAACCAAAGUGCCAAAAUGAGCUACAUCUUUAGAGGUGGCAUGAUCAAGACACAGGAAUAGCCAUUUUCCUUGAGCUUCUUCCCAGUAUGUCAUUCUAAAACUUCCAGUCCUUUUUGGCCCUCCUGUGUCGUGGUUUAUUACUUUUCGGGGUGAGAUCUUGUGCAGUAAUUCCAUUGUUGCUACCCUUAUCUGCACUGGAAUUACUUCCCCAUUAUUGUCACCCGGAGGAGGAGGAUACUGUCACAUAAAGAAGGAAUAGUUUCUUUAUUUAUUUAUGAAGAUCCAAUGCAACCUGUUCCAACUUCAUUUUUGUUGAAAA